UAUUACGAUCUAAUUUCUGGAGCGGAUGCUGAACUGAAGCAACUGAGAGACGAGGUGGCGUUACUGAAAGCCUACCUCAGGCAGGCGAGCAGGAAGGAGCAGAAGGAUGAUCCCUUAAGAGAAAUGGAGAGGCAGAUCAGGGAGGCUAUUUAUGACGCGGAGGACACCAUCGACUCUUGUUUGACCGACGCAGGAGUAGCAAAUACCAAGUUUUUUAAACUGAUCAGAAAUUUAAGGCCAAAGCGUGGUAGCCUGGCAACCGAAGUUAAGUCACUUAGAAAAGAUACGGUGACGCCGCUGCUCAACAAGGCUGAGACGUUCUUUGCUAACAUGCAAACUGGAGAAGGCUCUGGCAAAAGCCUGGAUGGAUCUAAUAAAAGCGUGCAAGAACCGCUGAGGAAUUUACGGCAAAAGGUUCCAUCAAUCAAGCAAGACAAAAUAGUAGGUUUUGAAGAAGAGGAAAAGACUGUGUUGGGCUAUCUCAUGGAGAAAAGACCGAAACUUGAUGUUAUAUCCAUCAUUGGUAUGCCUGGGCUAGGGAAGACAACCCUGGCAUGGAAGGUUUUUCAAAAUGAGGAUGUGAAGUAUGAAUUCCCCAUCCGGAUAUGGGUUAAUGUUUCUCAAGAGUUAAACAUGAAAGAUGUGCUUGUCACCAUUUUGAAAGGAUUCCGCAAGAACGAUGACUUGUCUCGCUUGGAUUAUGAUGACUUACUCGAGAGCGUUUGUGAUUCGCUGAAGACGACAAGAUUCUUGUUAGUCCUGGAUGAUGUAUGGACUGUUGAUGCCUUGGAGGCUAUCAAAAAAGUCUUGCCAAUUGACAAUAUGAUGGCUAAAGUUCUCAUAACUACUCGCCACGAAAAUGUGGGUACUCAUGCCAAUGUUAAGAGAAAACCCCACAAGUUGGCUUUCCUAAAGGAGAUGAAAAGUUGGGAACUUCUCCGAUUGAAAGUAUUUGAAGAUGACCCCUGCCCUGGUUAUUUGGAGAGCACUGGGAAGCAAAUAGCCAAGAAAUGUGGCGGGCUGCCACUUGCACUUGUGGUGAUAGGAGGAAUUCUUGUGGACCAAUUCUCAAAAGCACAAGGAAGUACUGCAAUUUUAAGUGCAUGGGAAGAUGUGGAAGAGAAUGUGAGUAGAUAUUUUAAAGACUAUGUUAAAGACGAGGAUAAGGAGAAAGGCACAGCAGAUGUUGUAGCAUUGAGUUACAACAAGUUGCCUGACGCCUUGCGGGAUUGCUUCCUUUACUUGGGGGUGUUCCGAGAAGAUUAUGAAAUCCCGGCUUGGACGUUGACGCGUUUAUGGAUUGCCGAGGGGUUCAUACAACAUGAGGACGGGGAGAGCUUGGAGAAAACUGCUGAAGAGAAUCUCAAUGAUCUUAUCAGUAGGAACUUGGUGAUGGUUGAAAAAAGGAAUCAUAUUAACGAAGUUAAAACAUGUCGCGUUCAUGACGUGAUACGCCAGUUUUGCAUUUCUAAAGCUGAUGAGCAGAAUUUGUUCAAGGAGAUAAAGAAGUCCAAGGAAGGAGUUCUUCACCCGCCAGUUGCUGACAUAGAUAAAUACCGUCGUCUUUGUAUGCAUUCCAAUCUCUCUGAUUUCCUUUCUUCUGCUCGACGACUAAAGGGCCCUGGCAUCCGUUCCUUUUUAUGUUUCUACAACGAGUCCUUUGCCAUGGAAGCAAAAUACAUUUCAACUAUCCCUGAUGCCUUCCCGCUGCUCAGGGUUUUGGAUUAUAUGUCCGUCAAAUUCAAUCAAUUUCCAUCAAAGAUUACCAAACUUAUUCACUUGAGGUACAUCACUCUGUCUUGGGAUGAUCUCGACUUUCUUCCUGAAGCCAUCUCUGAGCUAUGGAACCUGCAAACUCUUGUAAUCGACACCAAAUGUCGUACCAUUGAUGUCGAAGCAAAUAUAUGGAAAUUGAUUCAGCUGAGGCAUCUAAAGACGAAGGCAGCCAUUAAACUGCUGGAGAUAAAAGGCGAAGGCCGUAAAGCUGGUGAAAACCUUCAAACACUGAGUAGAUUAUCGCCAGAAUCUUGCAAGGACGAAGUUUUCACUAAAGCCCGUAACCUGAAGAGACUGGGGAUUAGCGGGCGCUUACACAAUCUUUUGGAGGCCCACUGCUCCUUGGAGAACUUGGCUUUCCUUGAAAACUUGAAGCUGGUGAAUGAUUUAUCUUAUGAACUAGAAACAGGAAAGUCGCUGCGUAGCCUUCUUCAACCCAAAUUCUUGCCCCGAAAACUCAAGAGGCUGACAUUAUCAGCCACGUAUUUGGAUUGGAGUGAUAUGUCCACAUUGGGGGAGAUUGACACCCUUCAGGUCCUCAAGUUGAAAAACAAGGCAUUCAGCAGAGGAAGUCGCUGGAAAGUCCAGGAUGGAAGCUUUGAAAAACUCCAGUUCUUGCUCAUUGCCAACACAGAUUUAAUUUAUUGGGUUGCCUCAGCUGGUCACUUUCCUAGUCUUCGGUGUCUUGUGCUUAGGAACUGUGAAAAACUCAGUGAGAUUCCACUAUGUCUGGCGGAAAGUCUCGAGAAAUUGGACAUAGCACAUGUACCAGAUUCAGCAUUUGACUCUGCCAAGAAAAUUCAGGAGAAAAAAGAACUGAUGUCGUUAGGACAAGAGAAUGCCAGAUGGGGCACAUUUGAGCUCAAACUUCCUGCUGGACAUAAGUGAAGUGACAACUUGCAAUCUCAUACCUCAUCAGGCAAACAACAAAGUUAAAGAGGAGGUAGCCACCAUACGCGCGUCUGUCCAUUCUCAUCUUGCUCGCUUGAAUAAGUAGUGUUGCACUUCAUUUUAUUCAAAACAAGGGCCGUCGGUGUGUUUGUGUUUGAUGCAUGAUAACUAUAUAUCAUUUUUCUCUUCUUCUCAUCAUCUGUUCUUCUCCCUAUUUGAGAACUGGUGUGUUCCUUUCGUGACUAUGGAAUAAUGUACUACCAACUCUUUCAGGA
This is a messenger RNA of Sesamum indicum (sesame), 2942 nucleotides long. RefSeq names its product putative late blight resistance protein homolog R1A-3. The record is from RefSeq and is a predicted model, not a curated record. Gene Ontology annotation, molecular function: ADP binding. Gene Ontology annotation, biological process: defense response to other organism. Lineage: Eukaryota; Viridiplantae; Streptophyta; Magnoliopsida; Lamiales; Pedaliaceae.